Cladophialophora immunda is the source of this 2447-nucleotide messenger RNA. RefSeq lists its product as uncharacterized. The record is from RefSeq and is a predicted model, not a curated record. Lineage: Eukaryota; Fungi; Ascomycota; Eurotiomycetes; Chaetothyriales; Herpotrichiellaceae. The transcript is spliced from 2 exons. The coding region runs from base 132 to 1805 and encodes 557 amino acids.
AGCUCCUUGCGGACCUGUAAUGCCACAACUCAUCGGGUGGGAAACUAUGUCCCGUCAGCUCAAAGUGAUAUGAACUUCACAAAGCCGGUUUUCACCUCGCCCUGUUGCUGACCUCUCUAUUACCCGUCCUCAUGGACCGCUACCGGGGGUCACGGCGAUCGCCCGCACCCCGAGAUAGGGGACAUCGAGAACGAGAUUCGCACCCAGACGUCGAGUAUUUUGGCGAGGGAGAAAGCUACAGACCGGGUGGCUCAGGAGGCGAUAAUUCAUACAGACCCCCGAAUCGUGAUCGGGAACGUGACCGCGAUCGGUUUACCGCAGACUCGUGGACGGCUGACAGAAGAGAUGGCCGGCGCGAUGACCGAAGAGAUGACAUUGACUCAUAUGUGCCAAAUGCGAGUGCAAGGGUGACAAGGCCACGCAGCCGGUCCCCGGCCUUUCGACGACGCUCACGAACCCCGCCGAAUAGAAGAGAAGAUUUAUUUCCCAACAGACGUUCACCCCCUCGCCGCUACUCACCGCGAAGAUCGCCACCAAGGAGAAGAUCUCGGUCCCCGCCUGGUGGGAGAACUCGAAGUCCACCGGACGCAAAGAGGUUCAGAGAGUUUUCUCCUGACCCUGCGCGACGCUCACCCAAACGCGGACGAAUCUCCCCCGACCGGAGCAGAUUUGAUCGCGAACGGUCACCCAUCAGAAAUUCACCAAGAGGAGGUGAGAGUUACAGACCCAGGUCUAGAACGCCGCCGCGUCGAAGGCAGCACGACAAUUGGGUGAGAAGGUCUCCUUCGCCGAGAGAUUCUGGCGCAGCUUCGCACAAUACUUCACGAAGGUCAUCUCCCCCAAUUCAUCCAGACCGCAUGAGCUUAGCAGGCUCUCUACCGAGGUCACCAGCACAUCCCGCUCGAGACUAUUAUGACAAUGCCGACUCCGCCAGCUUUCGAGGCAGAUCCCCCGCUGCACCCUCAGUUACAGAUGGAGAUCAACGUUCUCGGGAAACUGACGUGAGUACACCGCGGGACGAGGUACAGGCGAACGGCGAAACCCGACAGCCGCCCUCUGGUCCCAGCAGUUAUCGAAAUGGCAACUACGAAAGACCACCACCCACGGGUCCAUCACGCAGUUUCAGUCAACCCAUUCAGUCUCCACCUACCGGCCCUGCGGCAUCGAUGUCCAUGUCUGCUCACAGUCGUGGCGGAGGCGCCUCUGCACUUAACGCUCCCACCAGACCUCGCGGUUCUGUUGGUAGAUUCGACGGUCCGCAAUCUCGAGAUUUCUCAGGCCCUCCAAUGCGUGGCCGAGGAGGCUUACCUUUCAGAGGCCCUGCGCCGUAUGGACCGAGAGGAAGCUCUCACGGACGCGGAGGCGACUUUGGCUCCAGCAACCGGGGUGAAUAUACCGGAGGGUCCAGUUACCGUGGCGGGUUUGGACGAGGCGGGCCUGUCGGAGGCGAUGCCACAUUCCCGUUCCGAGGCAACAACAGCACUAGCACCACAUACCCUCGCUCACAACGCUUCAACUCCGUUCAACAGCAUCUGGCGACGAACGAGAAGAUCGUCCCUGGUGGUAAACUGCUUCCCUCUGGACUCCCCCUUGACCAGGAAAAGCGGAUAAAGAUGCUCGAGGCCGAGGCCGAACGAAUGCGGACCGAGAUCGCAGAGAAGCAGAAGCUCAAGCGCGAAGUGUUGAAUGAGUGGGACGUGAGGGAAAGAGAGAGCGAGAGGGAAGCGCUGCGUAGUGACCUCGCAGAUCAGCACCUGCAGCAGCUGAUGGAAGGGGACGAUGGGAUUGGAAGAGCGGCAUUCUAGUGGAAUUUACCGGGUUGCUUGGUCGGUCGAUCUACAAAGCAGCUGUGGUGUAGCGGGACUGAGGACAGUCCGGUUGAAGAGGCACAAACACCUGGAUGUUUGAGUUUGUCCGGGCGCUGUCUUUUUCCACCUAUCGAGCAACUCUUCGUCCCACCCACGAACAUUAAGGUCUUGGAGGAAAAAAUGGAUUCGAGCGGGCGUGAGCGUCAUUCAAUCAUAGCAUUGCACCAAAAAAGCAUGAGACGGGAAGGGGCAUGGAUGGGACUCACAGCUCAACAACUCGCACUCGGAUGCGAUGCCAGCCGUUGCUAGCAAAAAAAAGGGAAUUUUUGGAAUGAGACAUUUGGAUAAGAGAAAGCGGCGCAGAGGAGAGAGCUCGCUUGUUCUUGUGGCUUUUCGUUCUCCCACUUGUGCAACCUCUGUCUCCCGGCAUCGAGAGGCGGUCUCUACGAAAAGAUUGCCGGCAUAGGGGCUGUGACAAUCGUUGCAAAAACAAAGUCAAAGGCAUUGGUUGAUACAGACAUCUUCCAACUCAAGGUCCCAAAUGCCUCGCACCCUUCCACAGUAUAAUGUGUUGCUCCUCCAAUCUCUGUUCGUACACCUCUUCCCCUCCAUGCUUGUAUCUUUGGGUGCCGACCCCGC